AUGCUAGAAGAUGAAAAACGCGUUUUGAGUGCUGUAAACAGAGAUGAUCCAAGUGCCGCUGUAUUUCGAGAAGAUUGGAAUACUAAGAGAGAACGUAUUCGUAAGGCAUCUCCUUUUGGUAAUCAUCCUAACUGGCGUCUUUUUUCUGUUAUUGUUAAAACAGGAGCAGAUUUGAGACAAGAACAAUUAGCAUGUCAGUUAAUCAAGGAAAUGGAAAGAAUAUGGCAAAAAGACCAUGUUAAUGUGUGGGUUAAAUAUUAUCGAGUUUUAGUUACUUCUGAUCAUUCUGGUUUAAUUGAAACAAUACAAAAUUCCAUUUCAAUCCAUUCAAUUAAAAAAGAUGCUUAUGCUAAAAGAUUAAACGAAAAAGGAUUUGUAUUCACACUAUUUGAUUAUUUUGUCAAGACAUAUGGAGAUGUGACCUCUGAAGCUUUUUUGCGUGCUCAAGAUAAUUUUAUGAGAAGUUUGGCCGCAUAUUCUUUAGUGAGUUAUAUUUUACAAGUAAAAGAUCGCCAUAAUGGUAAUAUUCUUGUGGAUACUGAAGGUCAUUUAAUAUACAUUGAUUUUGGAUUUAUGCUUUCAAAUUCACCUGGUUCUGUUGGAUUUGAAUUGGCACCAUUUAAGUUGUCUCAGGAAUAUUUAGAUAUUUUGGGUGGUUUAAACAGUGAAAAGUUUUUAGAAUUUAAGUCAUUAUUAAAACAAGCAUUUAAUGUGUUAAGAAAGCAUGCUGAUAACAUUGUCUCGUUGGUUGAAAUGACGUCUAAAGAUUCGAAACUUCCAUGUUUUCUCUCCGGGGAAGCAACUUCUUCUCAUCUUAAAGAUCGAUUUCAAUUAACACUUACUCAACCGCAAUUUGACGAUUUUGUUGAAAAGUUGAUUAUGUCAAGUUGUUGUAAUGUAUUUACACGAUUAUAUGACACUUUUCAAUACUAUUCUAAUGGAAUCUUAUAA
This is a messenger RNA of Entrophospora candida, 951 nucleotides long. Lineage: Eukaryota; Fungi; Glomeromycota; Glomeromycetes; Entrophosporales; Entrophosporaceae. The record is from the annotation of a GenBank genome assembly.